Molecule: messenger RNA, 273 nt
Organism: Prunus armeniaca (apricot)
Lineage: Eukaryota; Viridiplantae; Streptophyta; Magnoliopsida; Rosales; Rosaceae
Source: the annotation of a GenBank genome assembly
AUGUUGGAAGACUAUGGUCUUGCUCAAUCAUGUUUUCUAAUCUAUUGUGACAACAUGAGUGCCAUAGAUAUUUCAAAAAAUCCUGUUCAACACUCUAGGACUAAGCAUAUCGACAUUCGGCACCAUUUUAUUAGAGACCUUGUGGAAGACAAAAUUUUAACUUUGGAAUUUGUUCCCUCUGAAAAACAGCUAGCAGAUAUACUCACCAAGGCCUUGGACUUUCAGAAACAUGGUACACUAAGGCAAUCCAUUGGCCUUUGUUCCAUUGAUUGA